AUGGAUUCGGCCACUACCACGAGCAUCGAGACGUCCGAGGGGACGUCAGUCUUGCGACGAACCGAUGGUACGAGCGAGCCUAAAGCUACGGUCACAGUCACGAACGGAAAUACAGGUGGAGAGAAAAAGACAUUUGCGCUGAGGAAAUAUAAACAUGUUACUGCGGUCCACUCUCAGUCGAGACCUUCCACCUUGAGCCAUGACGCAACGGCUCCUCCCAGUUUCUUGGGGUUUCGGAAUCUUAUGGUUAUUGUGUUAGUUGUGGGAAACUUGCGAUUGGUCAUAGAAAACAUGCAAAAGUACGGAAACCUUAUAUGUAUAACAUGUCACGACUUUCGCCGCCAAGAUGUCCUUCUUGGGUUUCUCCUUUAUAUACUAGUCCCUUGCCAUCUAUUUAUUGCAUAUUCGUUCGAAUGGUACGCUGCGAAGCAGGCUCGGAUUUCACGAGCUCAAUCUAUUACUAAAGGAGGGUCUUCGAGCCCAACGGAAGACCAGCAGGCCAAAUUUGAAUCAACUUGGCGAAAUAUACGAUUCGCUCAUCUUUGCAAUGCGAGCUUGGCUCUAGCCAUCCACAGUUGGGUCGUUUAUUUCCACAUUCACCACCCCUUAAUCGGUACUAUAACCGAACUCCACGUCAUUAUCGUUUAUAUGAAGGUUCUAUCAUACGCCCUCACGAACAGAGACUUGCGACAUGCGUAUCUCCACCCGGUUAAGAGCGAGUUGGCCAUAUUGCCCGAGAUUUAUGCGCAAUGUCCUUAUCCCCUAAAUAUUACGAUGGGUAAUCUGACUUAUUUUUGGUGGGCGCCGACGCUGGUAUACCAACCUGUUUAUCCCCGGUCGGAAAAUAUUAGAUGGAUCUUCGUCCUUAAGAGACUUGGCGAAGUUGUUUGUCUAAGUGUUUUCAUAUGGUUCUGUAGCGCCCAAUACGCCGCGCCGGUACUAUGGAAUUCACUAGACAAAAUAGAUCAUUUAGAUCUGGUUUCGAUUGUCGAGCGAUUGCUGAAGCUGUCUACAAUUUCACUUAUCAUCUGGCUAGCGGGUUUCUUCGCUCUAUUUCAAUCGGCACUGAAUGCACUUGCCGAAAUAAUGAGAUUUGGCGACCGCGCAUUUUAUGACGAUUGGUGGAAUUCAGCAGGCCUUGGUGAUUAUUGGCGAUUGUGGAAUAAACCCGUCUACCAAUUUAUGAAGCGACACAUAUUUUCGCCUUUGAUAGGUAGGGGCUGGAAUAUGACAUCUGCUAGUAUUGCUGUGUUCUUCGUCUCGGCCGUGCUGCACGAGCUACUUGUCGGAAUUCCAACGAAGAAUAUCAUAGGUGUUGCUUUCAUGGGUAUGCUCAUCCAGAUCCCCUUGAUCUGGAUCACGCGAAUAUUCGAGAAGAUGAAGGGCCCUAAUGGCCGACUAAUCGGCAAUUGUAUCUUCUGGGUUUCAUUUACCGUGCUCGGGCAGCCCUUUGCUGCGCUCAUCUACUUUUACGCCUGGCAGGCCAAAUACGGUUCCGUUGCUAAGAGAAUGGCGAUGGAUAAGCCGCCGGUUAUGGGUUAG
This is a messenger RNA of Hypoxylon trugodes, 1542 nucleotides long. Its product is annotated as MBOAT, membrane-bound O-acyltransferase family-domain-containing protein. Gene Ontology annotation, biological process: triglyceride biosynthetic process. The transcript has 4 exons. Gene Ontology annotation, cellular component: endoplasmic reticulum membrane. The coding region runs from base 1 to 1542 and encodes 513 amino acids. The record is from RefSeq and is a predicted model, not a curated record. Lineage: Eukaryota; Fungi; Ascomycota; Sordariomycetes; Xylariales; Hypoxylaceae. Gene Ontology annotation, molecular function: diacylglycerol O-acyltransferase activity.